This is a messenger RNA of Dentiscutata erythropus, 349 nucleotides long. NCBI's taxonomy places the organism in Eukaryota, Fungi, Glomeromycota, Glomeromycetes, Diversisporales, Gigasporaceae. The record is from the annotation of a GenBank genome assembly.
AUGCCCGAAAUAACUUUUGAAAUCAGAAAAAUAAGAGUUGAUGAUUUUCUUCACAAAGAAAAUAGAAAAAAUUUAGCUAGAUAUUUUGUUGAACCCUUCUAUUAUAGAACGGGAAAUAUACGUAAUGGAGAAAUCCAUAAAAUCCAUCGUCUAUUUAUUCAAUUUAAUGACUUAGAUGAAAUGGUAGAAGGGUUUCGUUGGGGUAAUACCAUCACCUUAAAAAUAGAUUUAGACCUGGCUGAUACUAGUUUAACUCGUUUAAAUAAAUUUCACAUAAGCAGUGAUCAGUAUGGUCGUGAGGUCAGCGAAAUAAGAAUAGGAAAUAUUGAAGAAUAUAUGGAAGGUGAAG